AUGAUCGACAACGGCCUUCCAACACUACCAGCCGACUUUGUCAGCGACAACCGCAGGUGUUAUAAACCAACAGCCAUCUCGAUGCUGACGCUAUUGGACGAGGCGCUUGGCGCCAUUUUGGAGCAGCGAUUACGGAGAUUCAAGAACAAUUCACAAGAUUUGAUAAGCGCAAAACCAAUAUUGGUAAACUUUUGCUUUGCCCAAAAUUUCACCACACAACUCGUGGUGCAAGCGAAUCUUGACCGCAGAAUUGCGCCCAGCGAACUAUGGUGA
Molecule: messenger RNA, 273 nt
Organism: Gongylonema pulchrum
Lineage: Eukaryota; Metazoa; Nematoda; Chromadorea; Rhabditida; Gongylonematidae
Source: the annotation of a GenBank genome assembly